Messenger RNA from Syngnathus typhle (broad-nosed pipefish), 1151 nucleotides. Its product is annotated as aquaporin-11-like. Gene Ontology annotation, cellular component: cytoplasm; membrane. The record is from RefSeq and is a predicted model, not a curated record. The transcript is spliced from 3 exons. Bases 175 to 984 code for a protein of 269 amino acids. Gene Ontology annotation, molecular function: channel activity. NCBI's taxonomy places the organism in Eukaryota, Metazoa, Chordata, Actinopteri, Syngnathiformes, Syngnathidae. Gene Ontology annotation, biological process: transmembrane transport.
UCACUUCCGUCACACGUGAAAGUACUUUGGCGUGACUUUUUCAAGAUUGUCAAGUGGGAGGAGGAAGUGCUCCGGCGUGGGGAAGAGUUGAGCUAGUUAGUAUGCGCUGCCUGCCGAUCGGCGGCGGGCAACUUUGGAAGCGGCCCCUGCGCGGACGGCAGGCUGCAGAGGGGAAUGGACGACAUGUGGAUCUCCGUGGCGGCGUUGGCGGGCGCAGUGCUCCUUUGCGAGCUUGUCCGCCGCGCGGCUGCUCGCUGCCUCCGGGGAGCCGCCGGAGCUCUGGCGCUGGAGGCAGCGUCCACCUUCCAGCUUUGCUGCUGCACGCACGAACUCAAGCUUCUGGCGGACUCAGCGGGGCUGGAGCCGGCCUACGGCCUGACGCUGGGCUAUGCCAUCACGGUCGUCCACUUGAUGUCCUUCCGCGGAGCUUCGUGUAAUCCCUGCGGCGUGGUGGAGCGCUUUUACCGGGGGACCUACCAAGGCAGCGCGGCCUUGGCGUUCGUCGUCGGCCAGUUCUUCUCCGCGCUGGCCGCGCGCUACGCCACGCUCUGUGUGUGGUCGCUGGGGCUGGCGGAAGUCCAUGUUCUCCACCGGCGCUUCGGCUUCAGGUGCUUCGAUCAGCUCGGUGGCACCGUGCUGGAGGCCGCCGCCGUGGAGCUCGCCUGCGCCUUCGCCGUCCAGACGGCGGCCCUUCACAUUCACAAGGUGGACGACAAACUGCGUGUCUACGUUUUUGCAGCGCUCAUAACGGCGCUGGGAUACGCAGGGGGAAGCAUUUCAGGGGCCCUGUUUAACCCGGUCCUGGCCUUCUCCAUCAACUUCCCCUGCAGCGGCCACACAUACCUGGAAUACUGCUUUGUUUACUGGUUGGGACCUGCCUUGGGCGUCGCCAGCUCAAUCCUUUUCUUCGAGAAGAUCCUUCCAUUCGUCCGUGGGACGCACACCGUGGGCCGAGGCGCCGACAGCGAGCGGAAAUCGCAGUAGGCCAAUGUUGGCUUGAGCGCUGCAUCCAAAUACGACUUGGACGAACACUGUUGCCGCGAACCGUGUGAGGCUGUUACACAAUGUCACCUUUGCACCGUAGCACCGCAAACAGACAUGGCUUUGACUUUGGCUUUCGACUUUGGAUUAAACGCUUUGCAAAAAUCUCA